UCGUCUAUUUGAUAAUUGAAAGUUAUUAUACUUUAAAAUUGUGUAUUUAAAUUAACAAGCAAACUAAAAGAUAGUGUAAAAUUGGAAAGUACAGUGAGAGUGUCGUGUCCUUGUAAGUUUUGUAAGAUUUGUUUUGGCAGAAAAAUCUGAUAUUUAGUCGCAAAGAUAAACGAAACAUUAGCGUAUCUGACGUCAAUAGGCAAAGUAAAGAAAGGUAGAAAGAAUGCGAUUACUCGUACAGAUUUAAAAUAUUGGAGCCUAAGCCGAAUUGAUUGAUCAAAUCAUCGACCGAUUACAUGUCGAUUAAAAUGAACGGCCACAUGAGGAAAAACAAUGAUCAGAAUAAUAAUAAUAAUAAUCGUAACAAUAAUAAUUGGUGUCAGCUGACAUUGAUUCUUGCGGCUUUAUUAUUUUCUGUCGCAACUGCUGAAAAGCAAAAACGUCAAAUCUUUAGGGAACAAGUGUUACCAGCUCUGGGUGGGAAAAUACCAGAGGAAGCAUUCAGAACUGAUCGUUUGGCACUAAAUCGUUUAAACAAGGAAGGCAUUUCGAUACCGGACGGAGUUGUACUCGAUGCUAGACAUAUUCACAAACAUCCACAUACUUCGCAACAUAUGCCUAAGAUUAUUAAAGUAUAUCUGACUCCUGAUGGUCGAUAUGUUCCACCCGAAGGUCGAACACACUAUGACCGUCCGAAAGCCGUCGACACAACUUAUAUUAUCCGAACGCCUUUCGGAAAAAAUGACAAGCCACUGAAUAACUUUGGAAAUUAUAAACAUCAUCGAGGACACAAUAAGCAAGAACCGUAUCCUAAUCACAGACAACAAUUUGUGCCGUUAAUUCCACCUACCAAGCCUGGUGUCUACAAACCAAUAGUGACACAAUUAAUGUUACCAGUGAAUCCUAAUAUCUUGAAUCAACCAUACUUGCCUAGUUGGGAUCUUGAAUAUGAUUGGGACACUAUUUAUCGACCUUUCAACGAUUAUUAUGUCGAUAAUAUUGCUCUGUUUAAUUCUCAUCAGAUUCUAAUGGAUUAUCAAGGAUUUCUAGACGAAUUUCACGGAAGAUCAUUAAGACACGUUAGCAACAAAUCAAACGACAAAAACAAUUACAACAACGCAGAUCGAUACAAAUACAAUUCAAAAAAUAUUCCUACGAAUAAUCAUUCCAAUGAUUAUCGUAAUAUUGGAUCAAUUAUAUCGAAUAUUAGUUACACGAAUCUCACACAAAUUCCAGAAACUGGAUUUUCCUGUCGCGGAAGAAAGGGUAUAUUUGCCGAUGUAGAUACCAAGUGUCAAGUGUUUCAUAACUGUUCGGGUUGGUCAAGAACGUCUUCUCUAUGUCCUGUCGGAACGGCCUUCAGCGAGGAAAAAAACCGAUGCGAGUGGUGGAACACCGUUCAAUGCAAAAAAUGACAAGUUGAAUAAAAAUAAAGAUUGCUGGAGUCGAAUUGACUGUCAGAAGUUUUACAUUCUUUGUUGCGGAUAAGAAAUUAUAUAAAAUUAUCUAAGUAUUUUUAAUGAUCCUCAUUAGUCUAAUAUAAGAAUUUAUAAUA
Molecule: messenger RNA, 1555 nt
Organism: Polistes dominula (European paper wasp)
Lineage: Eukaryota; Metazoa; Arthropoda; Insecta; Hymenoptera; Vespidae
Cellular component (GO): extracellular region
Molecular function (GO): chitin binding
Source: RefSeq, a predicted model, not a curated record